CUUUGUGAAAGCAGCUGAGCCAACAAUAAUUACUGUUUGACCAAAGUCAAUUUAUAUAUACACACGAUUUCACCUUAGCUUCAUUUUGUUUAAAUGAUUGCACCAAUAAGUGAGAUAAUUUUAUCGAUAAAGAGAAACAGUUUUAUUUGUUGACUUAUAACCAAGGGAGACUUACAUUUCUAAGAUUGACUAGAUAUUUUAUGUGUUAUCAAAAUUUGAUGAAUGAAAGAACAAAUUAAAACAUAUGGGAAUGAGUGAGAGUAAUAAUAAUAAAAAUGUCAAAGUCAGUAUCAGUUUGUCAAAGAAAGUCAUCUAGAUGUUUAAAAAUACCAUUAAAAUCGACUGAACAAAUUUAUUUGGUUUUCUUGAUACCAACGCUAGUAAAUUGUAUAGUUUAUAUCAUUCACUUCUCUGCUGAUUUAGUUGUCGCUAUACAACAUUUUAGAGAACACAAUCCAGUAUGGGGAUCUUGUACACUUUCUCUUAUGUACGCUCCUGCUAUAGUAUAUUUUAUAUUAACUAUUUCAAGACCAGAUUGGUGGAUGACCGACAAUGAUAAAUUAACAAAAGGAAUUUUUAUCUGGUUAUUCAUUCAAAUAUGUCAGCUCAUUGGAUUUCCAUUCUUUGCGCUUUACAGAUAUGCUGGACUUAUCGUCAUGGCUGUAGAUGCUAUCAUCUUGACAGGAGAAAAAAGAUCCAAAACGUUAAACAUUUCCUCUGCACCUGCAGCCAUCGAAUUAUAUUUCUUUUUACAAGCCUGGUUUCAAGCUGCACCACAAGCUAUAUUCCAGACUCAUUUACUUUUCCGAGAAUAUACAGUUCAGCGUAGUUUUCAAUCGAUUUCAGUACAUGUAUUGUGUAUUCUUAUGUCUGUCGUGAUACUCGCAAUUGAGACAACUUCUUUUCAAAGAUUUGAAAGUCAACGGAUCAAUGGCAGAAAGCUUCCAUGGGCAAUGUGGUUAAAAAAAUAUUGUAUCAAGGAACUUCAAUAUCUUGAAGAAAAAACACCGUUACAAUUAUCUAACGUAACAGAGGAUAAUAACACGGCUGCUAAUAAUUCUAAGGAAGAAUCAGAUCAACGUGAUGAAAAUGUAAACAAAUCUACAGAACAAAAAACAGAAACUGAAGCAGAAGCAGCAACAGUUACUUUAGAUCGACAAAUAUCUGUAACUCCACCACUACCACCGAAAAAUGCACAUGUAACACCACCUCCUACACCUUUGAGAGGAAUUACCACGGUUGUAUCAUUACCUGUACCGGAUGUACCAGCACCUCCUCGUCCAGAUUCAAUUGUAAAAACAUCAGAGAAUCAGGAUGUAGAAAAUUCAAAGUCUAUUUCUAUUAUUGAACCAAAUCAAAAGUUAACAAAUAGUAAUCAAAGUUUAAUAUUUCCUAAAAGGAAACAUUCUACCAAAGGAUUAGACGAAGACGACCCAGUUGGAAAAUUUCUUUCAUUUCUUUGGUGGUUCUUUUUCAUUUUAGCACGAAUUCUUACCAUAAGCAUAUUUUAUGAAUUUUAUCCAUAUUAUUUAUUAGGUGCGCUUGGUAUCCAUUACAUUAUCAUGUUGAUAUACCUCUUUUAUUAUACAUCGUAUUACGAUGUAAUCACAUUUUUUAUUAAUCUUUGGCUCGGUUUAGUUUAUAUCAUCAGUAUGAUAGAAUACAAAAUUAAAUUUAAAUAUGCUGACAAAUGGUUAUUGCCAUAUUAUAUUUUCAUUAUUAUUCAAAAUACUGUAUUUACAUUAACAUGGUAUUUUAAUGCUGAAUUCGACGGAUUUUGGUAUAAUUAUGCACUAUGUACAAUUUUUAUCAGUAUGGCACUUUGUAUUUCGUCAACUAUAGUCUAUCAUGUUCUAUUUAAACCAAAGAAACGAAGAAUAUACAGUAGUUGACAAUCAAUAAAAAAAGAAUUAUUCAAGCUAAUAGUUUUGGUAAAGAGAAAAACUAAAUAUUAAAUAAACAUUAAAGUUCUUAUGCUUAUGAAUAUUGCAACGGAGCCAUUGUGAAAUAAUUUCACAAUCUGUAUGACUGAAUUAAAAAAAAAUAUUUCUUUAAAAUCUUAAAUCGUAGC
This is a messenger RNA of Polistes dominula (European paper wasp), 2071 nucleotides long. RefSeq lists its product as uncharacterized. NCBI's taxonomy places the organism in Eukaryota, Metazoa, Arthropoda, Insecta, Hymenoptera, Vespidae. The record is from RefSeq and is a predicted model, not a curated record. Gene Ontology annotation, cellular component: plasma membrane. Gene Ontology annotation, biological process: phosphatidylserine exposure on apoptotic cell surface; engulfment of apoptotic cell; apoptotic process involved in development.